Messenger RNA from Aspergillus fijiensis CBS 313.89, 288 nucleotides. RefSeq lists its product as uncharacterized. The transcript has a single exon. The record is from RefSeq and is a predicted model, not a curated record. NCBI's taxonomy places the organism in Eukaryota, Fungi, Ascomycota, Eurotiomycetes, Eurotiales, Aspergillaceae. Gene Ontology annotation, molecular function: RNA binding; RNA nuclease activity. The annotation marks the transcript as partial.
AGCUGGAAAGUCAGCGUUGUGACCGCCAAAGCCGAGAUGGAAAAGGCGGGCAUCUCUCGCCAGGGAAAGACAGGCUAUCCGCAUCCCUAUCUCAAUCAUCAAAGGCUCGACUGGAGCGUGGGCACCUGCAAGAAAACCAAUAUCGAUCUUCUCGAAUACCCCGUGUUCUGGCAACGAUACGCACCGAUUGACAAUACCAAGAAGACCAAUGAACAGGCCCAUUCACCGAUCCGGGUCGUGUACGCCAACGACGGCGGUGUGAUGGUGUACUGCGGAGUGAUGACCCAU